AUGAGAAAGUCACGAGAUGUUCUAAAUAUCUUGAAAAACCAAGGCGGUCAUUAUCACCGUUAUCGACAUCGGUCCCAAAGCGUUUCACCUGGGAGAAUUAAAAAAAGAAAUAAUGCCAGAAGACUUCAUUUUUUAAAGGAAUUGGAAAAUACAGCUAGGUGCAUUUGGAAUGUCUCAGAAAAGCGGCAUAAGCAUGCAGAUCCUGGCUUAAAAGGCGGUGGAAGAAAAGGUGCUAAACCAACAUUGGAUUUAGAAAGACUAGCCAGCAUUAUAAUAAGAGUGUCAAUCUCCAAGGAAUCAUCAAAAAAAGAAUUCUGGAAGGCCGUUGCACAAAAUUAUUAUAAGACGCUUACAGUGGACAAAAUAAAAGUGGAACAAUUGCGUCUAGUAUGGCGACGAAACAGUGGGGACAUCAGAGGCCGAGUUAAGUAUGUACAUCAACGAGAGGAAUUAAACAAUGGCCAUUCUACUGAAAACGAUCUAGUCUCGUGUAUGGAUGACGAUCAAGGCGAACCUAUUGAUACUUCAAAACUUAUCCAAAGUCAUCUGGACUCUCGAAAUAGUAGUAAUGAAGGUUCAAUGUCCCACGAUAGCAGUAUUGAUGAUUUUUUUGGACGUGUUGUCGGGCGAGCUGUUGUUACCGUUUACAACGAAUUCUGCCGUGGUGAUCAACACCAAAACCCGUCUUCGGCUACAAAAGAGCCAGCGAUGACGUCGCCGAAUUUGACAAACAUUGAAGUGGGAGGUUCACAAUGUAGUAAAAUACCAACUAGUCCUAUUCCACAUCCCAGUUUUCAAUCUCCAAGACAGCAUGUAUAG
Paramuricea clavata is the source of this 819-nucleotide messenger RNA. NCBI's taxonomy places the organism in Eukaryota, Metazoa, Cnidaria, Anthozoa, Malacalcyonacea, Plexauridae. The record is from the annotation of a GenBank genome assembly.